Coffea eugenioides is the source of this 3020-nucleotide messenger RNA. Its product is annotated as probable methyltransferase PMT28. The transcript has 8 exons. Bases 349 to 2556 code for a protein of 735 amino acids. Gene Ontology annotation, cellular component: endosome; trans-Golgi network; cytoplasm. NCBI's taxonomy places the organism in Eukaryota, Viridiplantae, Streptophyta, Magnoliopsida, Gentianales, Rubiaceae. Gene Ontology annotation, molecular function: methyltransferase activity. The record is from RefSeq and is a predicted model, not a curated record.
UAUUAAUGCUACUCCUAGAUCCUAAUUACGAUACAACCCCGGGCAUCUUGGGGGUUAAUCUUAAGUUGCUUGCUUUGCAUCACCAGAUCGUUAGAAUCUUAAAUUAGAUUCCCACUGCUAAAACUUGACCUGGGUUUCCUCUCGUUUCUUUGAAUCCACUUCUUGAUCUUCCUUUCCUUCUACACUUCUUUUUACAGUUAAAACUUCACUGUCUUCCACCUCUUAACCGUCCAGAAGUGCGCAUUUCCAUCGUUCUUGGGCUCCCAGAUACUUUUCCCUAGUUUAUUUUACAUUGGUUUAGAUGAUUGCUGGGGUUGCAGGUACUGAUGUUAAAGACACAAAACAUUUAUGGCAAUAGCAAAGUUUGGUCGGCUGGCAAAACGGUCUUAUAAAUCAUAUGGGUUCUGUGUGAAGUUAACUGCAGUAGUAAUCUUGGGUCUUUGUUUUGUAUUUGUUUGGUCUGUUUUUUCACCCUCCAAAUUUUCUGUGACUUCCCAAAGAGAGACUUUUGAUGAUUUUGCUGAACCCGUAUCUGCAAAUGGAAGAGUUACUGAUUCUGGGGUUCAUUUCAACAAGAACGAACUCAAGAAUGGUAAAGAAAGUAGCUCAGAAAAGAAAGGUCAAAUCUUGGAAGAAAAAGACAAGAAAAGGGUUAAAGGUUCUCCACCGUUGAAAUCUGGGAAUAUGCAUAAAGAUCAGAAAAAUGUACCAAAAGGGAAGAAACAAGGGGAUAAAAGUCCGAGGCAUACCAAACAGGCUGGUGAGCAGAAAAUUCCAGAAAAGGAGAGAUCUGAGAGCGAUGAUUUGCAGGAAGAAAAGCAAGAUGAGGAUGUGAAUGGCAGUGAAGAAGACACAGAAAAUGGUGAGGCAAAUUUAAAUGAGGGGGAAGGGGUCCAAGGGGAUACUGAUUUAGCUAAUGCUUUGGAUUUGGACGAGGAAGGAGUGGAGAAAGUCGAAGAUGAUAGCGGAGAUUCAACAAAUUCGAAGAAGAAUAAGAAAAAAAAAUUGGGGCCAUUAUUCGAUCCCAAAGCACAUUAUUCUUGGAAAUUAUGUAGUACAAGAAGCAAGCAUAACUACAUUCCUUGUAUUGACAUUGAAAGUAGCAGUGGAAAACUGCAGAGCUAUAGGCAUCAUGAGAGAAGCUGCCCCAAAACAUCUGUUUUGUGUCUUGUCCCCCUUCCCCUUGACGGUUAUGGGACUCCAGUAAAAUGGCCUGAGAGUAAAGUAAAGAUAUUGUACAAGAAUGUAGCACAUCCAAAACUGUCUGCAUUUGUCAAGUCACAGAAUUGGGUAGUUGAAGCUGGAGAAUAUCUGGCUUUCCCGCAAAAUCAGUCAGCACUGAAGGGUGGAAUUCAACAUUAUUUGGAAUCCAUUGAAGAGAUGGUGCCAGACAUUGAAUGGGGAAAUAAUAUUCGUGUAGUGCUGGAUGUUGGAUGCACAGAUUCAAGCUUUGUGGCUUCUCUACUUGAGAAGAAUGUGUUGGCACUUACUCUAGGUUUGAAAGAUGACUUAGUGGACCUAGCACAGCUUGCCCUUGAGCGUGGUUUUCCAGCAGUAGUUAGCCCAUUGGCAACACGGCGUCUUCCCUUUCCUAGUGGUGUUUUUGAUGCACUUCAUUGCAGCGAAUGCAGCAUAUCAUGGCAUUCUAAUGGGGGCAGGCUUCUUCUGGAGAUGAAUAGGAUUUUGAGGCCUGGAGGAUACUUCAUCUUGUCAAGCAAACAUGACAGCAUUGAAAUUGAAGAAGCCAUGUCCAAACUUACAGCCUCUAUUUGUUGGAAUAUCCUGGCUGAUAAAAGUGAUGAAGUCAGUGACAUUGAUGUUAAGAUAUAUCAAAAGCCAGAAUCAAAUGACAUAUAUGAAUUGAGAAGGAAAAAGGUUCCACCUCUAUGCAAGGAAAAUGAGAAUCCAGAUACUGCCUGGUAUGCUUCAAUAAAGAAUUGCUUGCACUCCAUUCCAUCUUCCAUAGAAGAACGUGGGACCGAGUGGCCAGAGGGUUGGCCAAAGAGGCUUGAAACAUUUCCGGACUGGAUAAACAAUCGAGAGAAAUUGAUUGCUGAAAGUGAGCACUGGAAAGCAAUUGUAAACAACUCCUAUCUAACCGGAAUGGGCAUCGACUGGUCCAGCAUCCGGAAUGUAAUGGACAUGAAAGCCAUAAAUGGAGGGUUUGCAGCUGCUCUUUCACAACAGAAGGUGUGGGUGAUGAAUGUAGUCCCUGUACAUGCACCUGACACACUUCCCAUAAUCUAUGAGCGUGGCCUUAUCGGCAUAUAUCAUGACUGGUGCGAGUCUUUUGGAAGCUAUCCAAGAUCAUAUGAUCUCCUGCAUGCUGAUCAUCUCUUCUCAAGACUUAAAAACAGGUGUAAGCAUCCUGUAGUAAUUGUUGUUGAGAUGGACCGCAUACUACGGCCUGGUGGUUGGGCGAUCAUACGCGAUAAGGUAGAAAUUCUUGAUCCACUUGAGGGAAUAUUGAGGAGCUUGCACUGGGAGAUUCGUUUGACAUUUGGCAAGGAUAGGGAGGGUAUUCUAUGUGCACAGAAGACCGGGUGGCGACCAUGAAGGUAUUAUUGGUUGUAUUGACUAUAUUGUCAGUUUUGGACUGCUAUCCUCCCCCUCCAAGCUUGGUAGCUGAGAAUUGCUUGAUGAAGACUGGUAUGAAAAGAAAGGCUGUUAUCUCAGCGAAUUCUGUUGAAGAUGUACAUACCUUGUCUUUUCAUCAUCCAGCUGCAAACAGAAUCAAUGUUCACUUUCAUCCACCCACCCCAAACCCGCCUAUAGGGACGGGGUGUAAAAAUAUUGUGCAAAGGAUACUUUCAAUAGAAUGUUUUCUGGUUGUGGUGUUGAUUUCUAUUGGGGUACAGUGUUGUGACAUCUAAUGAAAAAGAAAGAUGGUUUGUACAGUGUCUACAUUCAGCAUGCGGGGCUGUAUUCAUGAGAUGUUUUGACUCGACUCUGUUCAUUGAGAUGUACUGCAACAAUACACAUCAGUUUAUAUGAAAAAUUUUCUUUUCACGUUUCAAAUU